Messenger RNA from Capsicum annuum, 1277 nucleotides. RefSeq lists its product as uncharacterized. The transcript is spliced from 7 exons. Bases 281 to 1018 code for a protein of 245 amino acids. The record is from RefSeq and is a predicted model, not a curated record. NCBI's taxonomy places the organism in Eukaryota, Viridiplantae, Streptophyta, Magnoliopsida, Solanales, Solanaceae.
AACUCAGAAAGGAACUAAUAACAACGAGGUAUUUAUAAUUUGUAUUAGAAAAAUCAACCAAACAAAAUAAAUGAACACAAAACAAAAGAGUAAUUAAUAGGGCCCAGUGAAUUGUAUUAUUGAGUGGAUCAAAAUAGUUUGGUAAAAUACAAAUUCCAGAAGCUUCACUCAUUAUCACUAUGGUGUCACCAUAUACACUAAAGCACUGACCUUUUUGCUGCUUCACACAAGUAGCAGAAGCAUCAAGCAAAGCAAGUAGCAGAAGCUCUCAAAGUGAACAAUGUCGAAGCUAUUUGGAGGAAAAGACCCUUUUGAUGAUCCAUUUUUCACUGAACCAUUUGGUGGUUGGUUUGGUUGGAACGACCCCUUUUAUGGACAACAAGGCUCUCCUAAGCAAAUCAGCAUUGAAGAGCUAAAUCCCGAAGGUGAUGGUGAUCAGGCUCAACAAAAUUCUGAAACAACAAGAGACUUGGUUGUUAACAACAACAAACCUCGUAAAAAAUCCAAUGGGAGCCAGAGUUUCAGCUACCGCAGAGUUGCUUAUGGUGGUUUAAAUGGCAUGUACUACACUUGCUCAGAAGGCAGAAUGAUGGGUCCUGAUGGGGUGGUUCUAGCAGAAAUGAAAGAAGAUGAUAAUAUGAUUGGGGAGUCCCUACACACAAUUUCCAAAGGGAUUCACAACAAGGGCCAUUCUGUCACAACAAAGCAUAGUUCAGAUGGGCAAGACAACACACUGCAGACUUUGCACAAUCUCAACGAAGACGAGCUUGGCGACUUUGAACAAAAUUGGAAAUCCAGUGCUGAUAAGUAUUUGCCUGGAUGGGAUAAGGGUUUCAGCUUGCUGGAGAAUCAAGGGUCCAUGAGCAGCUUGUGGGAUGAGUUUGCAAAUUGGAGGGGCUUGGGUGGGUGGGAACAUCCAGCUCUGGAGUACUAUGGAAAUGGAGGACCGGUGGUGCAAGCCGGUGAGUCAGGGGAAGAUUCUUCUAGGAGAGCCAGAAGAAGAGUCCCAGUGGAGUAGAGUGAGGCUUCCUUCGAUGGUGAAAUUAAUGGUACCACUUCUAUCAUCCUACUAGUGUAAUGUUACAUGUGUUCAACCUCUUCUAUUAUCAUAAGUUGGAGUCUCUUUUCAGUUCACGUCGAGCAUGUUUCAGUGAGAUUAUGUGUUAAAGACUUGAUAUGUGUAUAGAACUCAAGAGUAUUAAGGCUUCUUCGAGUAAGCGCGCAUGUCAGUAAUGUACUGUGUGGUAUUAUGAUAUCAAAGUGAAACUUCCAGGGCA